UCUAUUACCCAAUUUCUCUCUCUGUAUCCAUUGGUGCACGAUAGCAUCUCUGAUUACCGCCACACAUUUGCAUCGGCACUCUCCUCCUCCAUUGCCCCACUAUGGGGAAGCGGCCUCCACCACCGUGUGAUAUAGAGUGUGGACCCCACAAAGCUCGGCCACCCCCACCACCGUCACCAUAUUUUCACCCUCCGGCCUCUGAGUCUGAACCAUGGUUCGCCUGGCUCGUACCACUCAUUUUUGCGGCUAAUGUCACGAUGUUCGCGUACACCAUGUAUGCGAAUGAUUGCCCAGCACAUACUGGAAAGGAGAAGUGCCUGUUGGGCAAAUACCUGGGGAGACUUUCUUUUCAACCCUUCAAAGAGAAUGCGCUCCUUGGCCCUUCCACCACCGUGCUGGUUCAACUAGGAGGGCUUGAAAAUAAAUUAGUGGUGGAAAAAGGUGAAGGAUGGCGCCUCUUGUCUUGCAUGUGGCUUCACGCUGGAGUCAUCCAUUUAGUUGCCAACAUGUUGAGUCUUCUCUUCAUAGGAAUCCGGCUUGAACAGGAAUUUGGAUUUGUGAGGAUAGGAGUGUUGUACUUGCUUUCUGGUUUUGGUGGAAGCUUGUUAUCUGCCCUUAAUUCUAAAUCAUCAAUAUCAGUCGGUGCAUCUGGUGCACUUUUCGGCCUAUUGGGAGCCAUGCUUUCCGAGCUUCUCACUAACUGGACAAUCUAUGCAAACAAGUGUGCAGCACUUGUGACCCUGGUGGUAAUUAUUGGCAUAAAUUUGGGUGUGGGGUUUCUACCUCGUGUGGACAACUCAGCUCACGUUGGAGGAUUCGUGUCAGGAUUUCUACUUGGAUUCAUUCUUUUAGUCCGUCCUCAAUUUGGAUAUGUAAGCCGCAAAUACAUUCCUACAGGAUAUGAUAUCAAGCGCAUACACAGGCACACGUGGUAUCAGUAUCUCUUCUGGAUUACUGCUUUACUCCUCUUAAUCAUUGGGUAUGCAUAUUGUUGUGUUACGCUGUUUAAGGGUGAGACGGCAUAUAAUUUGCCUUUCUGAAUAUGCUUCUGUCAAUCUAAAUUGUGUAUUCUUCAAGCAUAUGUGUGCAUAUGAUCCAGGAAAACCUACAUUAAAUUAUUUAUUUUCUUUUUUUGAAAAAAAAAAAAUUAUAAUUUAUUAGGAAAAAGUUUUAGUUUA
Molecule: messenger RNA, 1178 nt
Organism: Alnus glutinosa
Lineage: Eukaryota; Viridiplantae; Streptophyta; Magnoliopsida; Fagales; Betulaceae
Product: RHOMBOID-like protein 5
Exons: 5
Coding region: 102-1040 (312 amino acids)
Biological process (GO): proteolysis
Cellular component (GO): membrane
Molecular function (GO): serine-type endopeptidase activity
Source: RefSeq, a predicted model, not a curated record